Syngnathus typhle (broad-nosed pipefish) is the source of this 2911-nucleotide messenger RNA. Its product is annotated as Transmembrane protein 150A-like. The coding region runs from base 454 to 1275 and encodes 273 amino acids. Lineage: Eukaryota; Metazoa; Chordata; Actinopteri; Syngnathiformes; Syngnathidae. The transcript is spliced from 10 exons. The record is from RefSeq and is a predicted model, not a curated record.
ACACGCCGGCACAGGUUGCGGGGGGCGGAGUCAAACAGCUGGAUAGCCCGGAGUGUCUCGUGGCGGCUAUCAUGCAGGUCGCGCUACGCGUUGAAGGCAAACGAACUCCCCUUUCGUUUCCCCGCUAUCACUAAAUGCUCUAAACGGGGUUUCGUCCGAGAAAACGCCAGCAAACUACCGCUUCUGCGCCCUUUUUUGCUUUUGUUUCCCCCUCGGCUAACUGAAAAGGGAAGACGCCAAGUCGUCUAACACUGAAGUUAAGGAAAACGACUUGUGGUGGGAGAAAAAAAACACCACUUGCUAGAAAACGUAGCGGAAGUGUGCCUGAAAAAUGACUCAUUUGCCGUCAGUGCAGAUGUCAGCCCCACACAGUUAAAUGUUAGAACAACUUGGGCACAUUUUGCUCGGGUGGUCGAAGAGGAAAAAAAGGAAAGAGGGUUCGAGGUGCCUGCCAUGUCUCUGUGGGUGAUCCUGCCGAUUAGCCUCCCAGCACUGACCAUCACUGGGAUCUGGGUUGUGUAUGCCAUGGCCCUCUACAACCAGCACGUCUGCCCGGUGGAUAACUGGUUGUACAACCAGUCGUGCGAAGAGGAGCUGUACUUGCAGAGCGGCCCAGUGUUGUGCUGCACGCUCGACAACAUACCUCUCAUCAGUAAAUGUGGGACGCUUCCGCCGGAGAGUUGCUUCUUCAGCCUUAUCUGCAGCACAGGCUCAUUCAUGGUCAUGGUGAUCGUGCUGCUCCGCUACGCCCACGUCAUUGAGAAGCACCAAAAUUGCGUCCUCAACACGGCGAGUCUCUCCACAGGCUGGAUCUGUGCGGCUGGACUCAUCAUGGUGGGCAACUUCCAGGUGGACUAUGCCAAAAUUCUCCACUAUGUCGGAGCAGGCAUCGCCUUCCCCACCAGUAUGCUGUUUGUGUGCCUGCAGUCGGCGCUGACCUACCGGCUGGCCAAGACGCAGGGGGAGUACAAUGUGGCCCACCUACGGCUCUGCAUGACCUUACUCGCCUUCGUCGCCUUGGUACUCAGCGGCGUGUUUUUCUGCCAGGAAAGAUUCAUCCUGCAGCACGCCUCGGCCAUCUUCGAGUGGGUCUUCUGCGUCAUCAUCAUGCUCUUCUACGGGACGUUCGCCUUCGAGUUUGCCGGCAUUUCGGGGGACACCGUGGCCGUGCUGGCCCGAGGGGGCUCCCUGGGGGGCGUGGGGAGGGAACACAAGAUGGACUCGCUGGGUCCGCCGCCACCGCCGCACCCAUCCGAAAACAUGUCCAUCCUGUAGGGCCCGACGUGCUGGAUUAUCCUUCCAGGACAGGGGUUGUCAAAUCAGUUGAGUCACUCAAUCCCAUGACGAUUUGAACUCAAGCAAAGCUCCAACGGAAAACCUUUCUUUCAUUACAUCCGAGCUUUUCCACCUCCUUUCCGCCUGUCUGCAUUUUGCACGUGUGUGUGAAACCAAAUUUCCCAGCCAGCCAGCCAGCCGGCCGGCGUUCAGCGCCUCGUGUUAGCAUCGGAGAGCUAAAGGUCCAUCAGAUUAAGAAAAAUCUCUUGUUCCCCUCUCCCGCCCUCUCCGUCUCAACAAGUGACCUUGGAUGUUUUCCUCUUCAGGUGAUUACAACCGGGCCUUUUUCAUUUCAUUUGGUGAGUGCGCGCAUGCUAAACAGCGAGCUGCUGGACGGCCGCAGCUCAAAUUAGAAAGGCCCGUAUUGUCUGCUGCUCUCAUCGGAGGAAGGUCAGGACAGAAGCAAUAAACUCUCUUCAGAUUGUCCUACAGACCAGUUACGUAAAUACUGUUACACAUAAAAAAAGCGGGGGGGGGGGGGGGGGGGGACCCGGUAUGUAGAAUUUUCAUAGUUUAUCUGCGAUAUCUAAAAAUGAGCUCAGAUUACAGAUUUGCAUAGCAGGCCCCCCCCCCCCCGCUCAGAGCGCGAAUGAUGUUUGCUCCCCACUGACAUCUUUGUCACUGUUUGUUUGUAUUCAUGUUUUCCAAGUACUGAUGCUGCCUCACAAUGCAGACGCUUGAUUGUCCAAACGUUGCCAACAGACCUCCGUUGCUAUACGAUUCUCUGCCAAAGAUGCUACGCAGACUUCUGUGCAUUCCAUCCGCUCACUGUGUCCUUCACGUUACACCUCAUCUCAACAUCUUUUCUCAGCCACGAAUAUUUUAUAACUUUGGUUUGAUUGGUUUUGGUCCAUGUCCUUCAGUAAGUAUUUACUGCAAGGACACGGAGAGCUUAGAGGACGAGCCUUUUGGGAACCUCCCAGGUGAACUCGGGCCGACCGAAAUGGCCGUAAGUGGCGGUCUGCUGGUAGAUGGGCCUCUUCAGCUGAAGCUCCCUGCAGAGAAAUCAUUCAAUGCAUUACAGGAAAGUUCAAUUUAAUUAUCAUUGCCAUUUUUUAAAUGUUGACUGGCUUGAUUUAUGAUUUGCUUUUGCUUGUAUGAAUAAUAUUUUUCAGGGAUGAUUCCCAGGAAGCAAUGAGACAAAGCUUUUUGUGAACCAAUAGGAAUUUAGCAGCCAUGUCACAGAACGCACACAAAGAAGUUAAGUAACACAUAAAAGCGCUCUACUUGAUCACAUUGUCCAUUGCUGCUUUUUUUCCCCCCUGCCUUAAAGGCUUCAUUCUUGAUUGAUCCUUUCCUUGCUUUGUGUUUCUCUUCUCCACAGAAACAAACUCAAUGGACCUAAAGUUUUGGCUGGGAGGUCUAAUCCUAUUUUCUCUGUUCAGAGUGGCAUGUGGCGGACAAGUUACCAGAAACGACAUUACCAUUGUUACCACUGGCAAGAGUGGUAACCUGGUUGGCAACAUGAUAGUCCCGCUCCUGCUGUUGUCUUCUACCACCUUUGUGGCUGUUGCUGAUGUGCAGCCAUGUUCACUUGGAACCUAAUUUUUCAUUAAUAAACAAUACAUUGCUGCUA